AUGGCGGUGCCCGGUCGCCAUUCGUGCAGCGUGCGUGCAGCCCUAGUGCCACUGGCGACUAGACGGGGAACGAGGCGCUGCGGAGGCGGAGAGUCACGCUCGACCGCCGCGCCGAGAUCGCUAUCGACGGCGGCGCCCUGCCGCCCAGCGACCGCCGUGUCCUCGCCUAGCGUUCGCGGACGACCCGACCGCUCCGAAAUGGCGCAACGCAGCGGAGGCCGUGACGCCGUACGAGCGAGAGAAUGGCGGCUCCGCGGUACGAGAGGCGAUCGCGAACGUUUCGCAACCUCAGAUGAAUUUUAG
Molecule: messenger RNA, 303 nt
Organism: Leptosia nina
Lineage: Eukaryota; Metazoa; Arthropoda; Insecta; Lepidoptera; Pieridae
Source: the annotation of a GenBank genome assembly